Strongylus vulgaris is the source of this 513-nucleotide messenger RNA. The record is from the annotation of a GenBank genome assembly. NCBI's taxonomy places the organism in Eukaryota, Metazoa, Nematoda, Chromadorea, Rhabditida, Strongylidae.
AUGAAGAAGAAAAACAUUGUUGAGGUUGACAAAACCAUAAUGUUUACACAACUGAGUGCUCGAGCAGAUGCAAGCAUUGGAGAAAAUCUCUUUGAUCUCUCUCUUUCACAAGCCCUUGGCACUGCUCCGAAAACACAAAAGUUCGAUUUUUCCAGCUCCAAAUUGGGCAAAGUUAUCCAGCUUGCUGGUUUUUCCGAUCCAGUGUAUGCUGAAGCGUAUGUUAGUGUCAAUCAAUACGAUAUCGUUCUGGAUGUGCUUAUUGUGAAUCAAACUGCCGAUACUCUUCAAAACGUCUCACUGGAGUUGUCAACAGUAGGCGAUCUCAAGCUUGCUACUGUAAAAGUUGCCUCUACUGAAAAUGGUGUCAUCUUCUCAACCAUCUCAUAUGAUGUGCGCGGUUCAACCUCUGAUAGAAAUUGCGUGUACUUGCAGGACAUCAAAAUUGAUAUUAUGGACUACAUCGUCCCUGGUAAUGUCAGCGAUGCUGAGUUCAGACAGAUGUGGUUUGAUUUU